GAAGCUGUACCUUUGAUGAACCAUUCAGUGAUUGCGGCUACACCCAGGGAAUGGAAGGUAGUGACCUUGACUGGGAGCAGAUCAACACAAUGGUGAAGCCUUCCCUGGAUCCAUGGAUACCUACAGGAUCCUUUAUGAUGGUUAACACCUCUGGACAACAGCUAGGACAAAAAGCCCAUCUGCUGCUGUCGAAACUGAAAGAGAAUGACACACACUGCAUCGAUUUCCAUUACUUUUUAUCUGCCAAGGACGGGGCCAACUCUGGGUUACUAAACGUUUACGUGAAGGUCAAUGAUGGUCCCCUGGGGAAGCCAAUCUGGAAUGUGUCUGGAAUGACAACAAGAAGCUGGAACAGAGCCGAGUUGGCCAUCAGUACUUUUUGGCCCAAUUUCUAUCAGGUUAUAUUCGAAGCCGUGACAUCAGGCCAGUCUGGGUACAUUGCCAUAGAUGAAGUGAAAAUCCAGGGACACCCAUGCACCAAAUCUCCUCAUUUCCGUCGCCUGCAAAAUGUAGAAGUUAAUGCUGGGCAGAAUGCGACUUUCCAAUGUAUGGCCAAUGGACAGACCACAUUCUCUGACAAACUGUGGCUACAGCGACGCAGUGGGAAGGACACUCCCAUGAAGGAGACCAAGGUGCUGAAUUACCGUCGAUUUGUAGCAACUUUCAAUGUGGCGAACACUAUGCGGAGUGACACUGACCACUAUCGCUGCGUGAUUGAAUCCCAGGGAGGCUCCGGUGUUUCCAACUAUGCCGAGUUAGUUGUGAAAGAUCCACCGACUCCAAUAGCUCCUCCUCAGCUCAAUUCUGUCGGGGCGACAUAUUUAUGGAUCCAGCUGAAUGCCAACUCCAUUAGUGGCGAUGGGCCCAUUAUCCAGCGGGACAUUGAUUACCGCAGCACGAGUGGGAGCUGGACAGACAUACAGCCAGUGGACAGCCAUCAAUACAAAAUUGGCCAUUUGGACCCUGACACCGAGUAUGAAAUCCGAGUACUUCUCACCCGCCCUGGGGAAGGUGGAAGGGGAGCUCCUGGCCCUCCUCUCAUAAUGAGAACAAAGUGUGGAGAUCCCAUGCAUGGGCCGAGGAAUAUAGAAGUUGUGAAGAUCAAGUCUAAACAAAUCACAAUCCGUUGGGAGCCUUUCGGUUACAAUGUGACCCGUUGCCACAGCUUUAACCUUACUGCUCAAUACCGGUAUGCAGUGGGAGGUCAAGAGCAUGUGGGUGAAGAAGUCUGCCAGGACACAGGACACAUUCAACCACAAUAUACCCUGCGCGGUCUACCACCUUACACCAAUGUAAGUGUGAAAUUGGUCCUAAUGAACUCAGAAGGAAGAAAGGAAAGUGAUGAGCUUGUGAUCCAGACGGAUGAAGAUGUGCCUGGUGCAAUCCCCAUAGACUCAGUUCAAGGAAGCACCUUCGAGGAGAAGAUAUAUCUACAGUGGAAGGAGCCAAUAGAAACAUUUGGUAUUAUCACACUUUACGAGGUUUCCUACAAUGGCAUUGGUUCCUUUGAUCCUGAGAUUGACUUAUCGAACCAAAGUGGCCGAGUGUUCAAGCUGGGAAAUGAGACCCACCAUCUAUUUGUGGGUUUGUACCCAGGGACCACCUAUUCAUUCACUAUCAGUGCCAGCACUGUCAAAGGUUAUGGACACCCUGUCACCAAGCAGUUUACCACAAAGAUAUCAGCACCAUCCAUGCCAGCAUAUGAUUAUGACGCACCACUGAACCAGACUGACAGCACAGUGACUGUUCUGCUGAAGCCUGCUCAGAGCAGAGGAGCCCCAGUCAGUGCCUAUCAGGUCAUUGUGGAAGAGGAACACCCACGCAGAAGCAAGAAGGCCACUGAUGUCCUGGACUGCUACUUUGUCCCCAUCACCUACCAAAACGCCUCGAUUUCAGACUCCCCUCAUUACUUUGCUGCAGAAUUUCCACCAGAUGCUCUUCAAAUAGCCCAACCAUUUAUUGUUGGAGAUAACAAGACCUACAGUGGCUACUGGAAUGCCCCCUUACUCCCUCAUAAGAGCUACAGCAUUUAUUUCCAGGCAGUGAGCAAAGCCAAUGGGGAAACCAAAAUUGACUGCGUCAGGGUGGCCACAAAAGCUGCGAUAAUUGUGACUCAGCUUACAACACCAUACAUUCGCAUCGCCCCUGCUGCAGGCGACAACCAACUAACAGGAGGUGCAACUCGCAAACCGAGUGCUGAAGAACCAGAAAAGCAGACAGACCACACUGUAAAAAUCGCUGGGGUUAUUGCUGGAAUUCUGCUGUUUGUCAUCAUUUUCCUUGGCAUAGUUUUGGUCAUGAAGAAAAGGAGAAGCUCCCAGUCCUACACUUAUUAUCUGAAACUGGCAAAGAAGCGAAAGGAUACCCUGAGCAGCACCCGUCAGGAGAUGACUGUGAUGGUCAAUUCAAUGGACAAGAGUUUUACUGAGCAAGGUACUAACUGUGAUGAGGCAUUCUCCUUCAUGGAUACCCACAAUCUGAAUGGGAGAGCCAUGUCCUCACCAUCUUCAUUUACUGUGAAGACAAAUACACUGAAGAGUCCAUCUAUGCAGAAUUCCUACUACCCAGAUCCAUUCGUGCCAACUGCAAUAUUAGUGCCAAUAAAUGAUGAAAAUCACACAGUCACCAGUGAGGCCAGCAACCUGGGAAAGCAACAUCCCUAUAAGAAGCGAGAGCCUGUGGAUGUACCUUAUCAAACUGGGCAGCUUCAUCCAGCCAUACGUGUGGCAGACCUGCUGCAGCAUAUUACCCAGAUGAAAUGUGCUGAAGGCUAUGGAUUCAAAGAGGAAUAUGAGAGUUUUUAUGAAGGACAGUCUGCCCCAUGGGAUUCUGCCAAGAAAGAUGAAAACAGGAUGAAAAAUAGAUAUGGGAAUAUCAUUGCUUAUGAUCAUUCUCGGGUCAGGCUGCAACCAUUGGAGGGAGAUUCAAACUCUGACUAUAUUAAUGCAAACUAUGUGGAAGGCUAUCACAGACCAAACCAUUAUAUCGCCACACAAGGACCAAUGCAAGAGACUGUCUACGAUUUUUGGAGGAUGAUCUGGCAAGAAAACUCAGCCACCAUCGUCAUGGUUACAAACUUGGUGGAAGUUGGAAGAGUGAAGUGCUGCAAGUAUUGGCCCGAUGAUACUGAAAUUUACGGAGACAUUAAAGUAACUCUCAUUGAGACAGAGCUGCUGGCCGAAUAUGUGAUAAGGACAUUUGCAGUAGAGAAGAGAGGUGCUCAUGAGAUUCGAGAGAUUAGACAGCUCCACUUCACUGGAUGGCCAGACCAUGGUGUUCCAUACCAUGCUACAGGACUGCUGGGCUUUGUACGGCGGGUAAAGACAAAGAAUCCAGCGGGUGCUGGCCCUAUUGUGGUACAUUGCAGUGCUGGAGCAGGAAGAACAGGCUGCUUUAUGGUCAUUGACAUCAUGUUGGACAUGGCGGAUAGAGAAGGGGUUGUUGAUAUUUACAACUGUGUCAGGGAACUCCGCUCACGCAGGGUCAACAUGGUCCAGACAGAGGAGCAGUAUGUGUUCAUCCAUGAUGCUAUCCUGGAGGCCUGUUUGUGUGGAGAUACAGCAAUUCCAGCCUCUCAGCUCAGGUCUGCAUAUUAUGAGAUGAAUAAACUGGAGCCACAGACUAACUCCUCACAGAUAAAGGAGGAGUAUAGGACUCUUAACAUGGUGACCCCAAACCUACGAGUGGAGGACUGCAGUAUAGCACUUCUACCACGAAACCAUGAGAAGAAUCGAUGCAUGGAUGUCCUCCCACCAGACAGAUGCCUCCCAUUCCUGAUCACAAUAGAUGGCGAAAGUAGCAACUAUAUCAACGCUGCCCUAAUGGAUAGUUACAAGCAACCUUCAGCUUUCAUUGUUACUCAACAUCCCUUACCGAACACUGUGAAGGACUUCUGGAGGCUCGUGUUAGACUACCACUGUACUUCAAUCGUCAUGCUCAAUGAUAUGGACCCUGCACAGCUGUGCCCCCAGUACUGGCCAGAAAAUGGUGUCCAUCGGCAUGGUCCCCUCCAGGUGGAGUUUGUGUCUGCUGACUUGGAGGAAGACAUUAUCAGCAGAAUAUUCCGAAUUUACAAUGCAUCCAGGCCUCAGGAUGGUUACCGAAUGGUUCAGCAGUUCCAGUUUCUGGGCUGGCCUAUGUACCGUGACAAUCCUGUCUCAAAGCGUUCCUUCCUGAAACUCAUCAGGCAGGUGGAAAAGUGGCAAGAGGAAUAUGAUGGUGGAGAGGGACGCACCGUUGUACACUGUCUGAAUGGUGGAGGGCGCAGUGGAGCUUUCUGUGCCAUCAGUAUCGUGUGUGAGAUGCUCCGACACCAGCGAGCAGUCGAUGUGUUCCAUGCUGUGAAAACACUGAGAAACAACAAGCCCAAUAUGGUGGACCUGCUGGAACAGUAUAAGUUCUGCUAUGAAGUGGCAAUUGAGUGCUUGAAUUCUGGUUGAUGCAAGAUCCGUGGCAUCUCAUGAGGCCCCUCUCGUCCACAUCCAGAAAACAAUGCGCAGGCUCCUGGUAAACUAUGACAAGAGAGCUAUAAAUCAGUGGCCAUCAGUUCUACAAGCCAACGCUUCUCUUUGUUUUUAAUUCCACAAACUGGGUCCCUUCUGGGGUCUCAGAGAGAGACUGUAAAAAAAAAUCUGCUUGCACUGCCAAACAUUUACUUUAAACCAGCAGCUCUCCAUACUGCAGCUGUUUGAUAUUUAAAAGGAAAUUGGUAUUCAUACUAAAUGUAUACACAUUACUCAGAGCAUUGUUAGUUAGCUGGUGUAACUAAAGAGAACAUUUUUGUUUUAAUGCAAGAUAUUUUACUGGCAGUCCAGAGGAGUUGACUAAUAUUCAGGAGUGGAAAUUAGGAAUAGGCCAUUGGCCUUAGCUGAUGUGUCUUCUUGGCUCUAAGUACAAUUUUCUAAAAAAACCUAUUCCAGACCUUGCCAGCAUUAUGUCUGUAUCCCAUUUAUCUCUCACUUACUGGUUUGGAGUCUCUCCAUUUUUUUGCCAUGCAAAAUGAUCUGAGAUAUUCUGCAAUCGAUGUACUUGGUGCCAUUUUAUUCUGUUAAUGAAUUAAUGAACAAUUCCAUUGAUUAAAAAAGUUGAGACUUAGAACCAGUUUCUUCAAUCACCAUUUCUGGCUGCUUCUUUCUUCCAAUUUUCCUUCAUUAUUUUACACUUUUAAAACAUUUUCAUUUCUCCUUCAUCUCCAUCCAUCGUCAUUUUUUGAUUAUGUCUCAGUUAAGCAUUUUGGGGUGUUUCAUUACAUUAAAGUAAUUCCACAUAAGCUCCAAUUUCUGAUACAGGAAUAUAAGACCAGGAGAAAAGCAUUCAUUCUCGUCAGGCGUAUUCCACCAUGCAAUGAGGCCAUGACUGAUUUGCAGCUCAUCCAUUCACCCAACCUUCCUCCACUCGCUCGAUAGCCUGACCUAAUUAAUACUAUCAAUCUCCAUUGUAAGAAUUCUAACAAACCUAGCAUUUGGCAAUGUUUUGCGAGAGUGAGUUUCAGAUUCCUGCUGUACACAUGUAAACAGGUUCCACUCUAAAUUUAAGAUUUUAGGACAGUGUUAGGGAAAACUUACUUCAGUCAAACAAUUGUGAAUCUUUAGAGUUCUUGACACCACAGGGUUAUCAUUUAAUGCAUUUAGGCUGGGAUAUAUAAACCUUUAGAAUCUCAGGGAGUCAAAGGAUAUGGAAAAUAGUCAGAAAAGUGGAUUUGAAUUCCAAGACCUUCCAAGACUGUAUUAAAUACCAUAGCAAUAUGGAAUACUCCUGUUCCCAUUUCUUGAAGUUUUGGGGUUUUUUUGUGAAGAUAAUACUUUUUCUUCUAGGACUCCACAGCCAAAAAAAAAUUCCCUAUCAAUUAAGCACAUGGACCAAAUGGCCUCAUAAGACGUAGGAACGGAUGUAGGCCAUACAGCCCAUUGAGUCUUCACUGCCAUUCUCAGCUAAUAUUCCUCAACUCCACUUUCCUAACACCUUCAUUUACUUAUUGAUUGAAAACCUCUCUAUCAUAGCCUUGAAUCUCAUUGCUGUAUAAAUCUAUCAUUUUAUCUGAGUAAAUCUUCCUUGUCUUCAAGAUCUCAAUCAGACCAUCUCUCAAGUUUUCAAAGUCAGAGGAAUAUAAACUAUGUGUAUGCAAUUUGUUCUCAUACUCUUACCCUCAAAGCCCUAGUAUGAGUCUGGUGAAUCUAUGUUUGUGGUUUGCUGCCCAAAACUGAAUGCAGUAAUCCUGAUGGAGACCUGACGACAGCUUUCUACAAUGGAAGCAUUGACUCCAGAUUUUCAUAUUGAAGAAGACAAACAUCUGUUUUUGAAUGCUAAAAGUGCCAAUGAUUCUGGUGGCAAGAGUGAUAACUUGUAUUGAUGUGAUAGUACAGUGUGUCUCUAAUACUGAUAGAUGCACUAGUAUUUAAUCUACAGAUCUGUAGAAAAGCUGCUGGAAGAGGAAGACACUAGUUGGCCACAUCACCCAAUAGUCAAUUUUAUGAUGGAGGAUACCUGACAUAGGAUUGAGGUAUACAGUGAGAUCAAGGCAG
Molecule: messenger RNA, 6521 nt
Organism: Chiloscyllium plagiosum (whitespotted bambooshark)
Lineage: Eukaryota; Metazoa; Chordata; Chondrichthyes; Orectolobiformes; Hemiscylliidae
Source: RefSeq, a predicted model, not a curated record